Messenger RNA from Lepus europaeus (European hare), 441 nucleotides. Its product is annotated as keratin-associated protein 9-2-like. The record is from RefSeq and is a predicted model, not a curated record. Gene Ontology annotation, cellular component: keratin filament. The transcript has a single exon. The coding region runs from base 1 to 441 and encodes 146 amino acids. NCBI's taxonomy places the organism in Eukaryota, Metazoa, Chordata, Mammalia, Lagomorpha, Leporidae.
AUGACCAACUCCUGCUGCUCCCCCUGCUGCCCGCCCCCCUGCUACAGCACCACCCACUGCAGGACCACCUGCUGGAAGCCAGCCUGCGUGUCCAGCUGCUGCAGCGCCCCCUGCUGCCAGCCCAGCUGCUGCCAGCCCAGCUGCUGCCAGACCAGCUGCUGCAGGACCACCUUCCAGCCCAGCUGUGUGACCAGCUGCCGCUGCACCCCCUGCUGCCAGCCCAGCUGCUGCGUGGCCAGCUGCUGCCAGCCCAGCUGCUGCCAGUCCUGCUGCCGCCCCAGCUGCUGCAGCGACCCCUGCGGCCAGUCCGGCAGCUGCACGCCCGUCUACUGCACCAGAACCUGCUACCACCCCACCUGCGUCUGCCUGCCCAGCUGCUGCCAGCCCUGCUGCCGCCCGUCCUGCUGUGAGCCCAGCUGCUGCCGGACCUCCUGCUGCUGA